Molecule: messenger RNA, 1994 nt
Organism: Aedes albopictus (Asian tiger mosquito)
Lineage: Eukaryota; Metazoa; Arthropoda; Insecta; Diptera; Culicidae
Product: Na(+)/H(+) exchange regulatory cofactor NHE-RF2
Exons: 2
Coding region: 857-1753 (298 amino acids)
Biological process (GO): protein localization to plasma membrane
Cellular component (GO): apical plasma membrane
Molecular function (GO): protein-membrane adaptor activity; protein binding
Source: RefSeq, a predicted model, not a curated record
CGCAGAGUUAGUCCAGUGGCAACAGGUAGACGGUGAACACCGACAAUCUAUAAGCAAUCCGCGUGUGAGAAGGCAGUUAUAGGUCCAAUCCAACCGAAAACCGGAAUUUCGGGAAGAAGAAUCCAACAGCAGAAUCGUGCAGCCAGAAGGAAGUUUCUAAUAGUGAGGUCCCCUCUCGUCUGCUCCUCGUCGCGUAGAAGUAUUCAGCGGAGUGUGUACGGAAUAGUGAGAGAGUGAAGUGCUGAAGGUUCUUCAUUUGCAUCGACUCCUCGGGUCAGUUUUCGGUGAAGGUUGAAAGCAUUUAAACGGAAGGCGCAGACCCGCAGAAAAGGCGCUUUUGAAAGGAAGAAGAGGAAAACGCAGGUGCUCGUGUGUGUUGGUGUGUUCCGCCGUAGCCAGAAUCAAGGUUCUAUCUUUGGGACCUCUGCCCGAAGCGCAGCGUCAUCGAGUGCGGUGUGUUAUUAUACUCCUCCGUGUGGAAGUUCUUGUUGUUUGUACUGCUCUUGGGAGCCAUCCAGUCAGUGUGGACAACCGAGUGAAGAGUUCGCGGUAUACGUGUGGAAGCGAAGACCGGCCUUACACGGGACGGACUACUGCGACGACGAGUUUUGUCUUCUUUGUGCCGCCGAAGCGAUCAUCAAAGCGCGACAUAAGAGCAAGGAGAAGAGGUUUCUCUCCGCACAUCGUAGCAGGCCUAGGGCGGACGGACGAAUCUUAUCGGGUGGCGCACGCGGCAAGGCGAGCGGUCAACGCAACAGCAGUGGGCGCCUCUCCAGCGCAAUUAUUUCUCCAGUAUCGACCGGAGGCAGCUGGUGAUAAGACGUUCUUCGUUGGUGAUUAACAUCGGGAAAGCAACAUGUCCAACAAAAAAGAUAGUCAGGCGGCGGCGACUAAUGGGACAAAGUACGAGGCGCGACUGUGUCACGUUGUGAAAAGGGCGGACUUUGAUGGAUACGGGUUCAACCUGCACGCUGAGAAGGGCCGUCCAGGGCAGUACAUCGGCAAGGUGGAUGAUGGAUCUCCGGCGGAGGCCGCUGGGUUGCGCCAAGGUGACCGGAUCAUCGAAGUCAACGGCACGAACAUCACGACCGAAACGCACAAGAAGGUGGUGGAGCUGAUCAAGGGGGUGCCGAACGAGACGAAACUACUGGUGAUCGAUCCCCGCGCUGAUGCAGCAGAUUUGAAGGCAGCGAUCGCCAAAACUAAGACCGACGGUGUCAACGGCGGAGUGGAUGUGAAUGAUAACAGCAAACAACCGGCCGAAGACGAGAAGAGCAGCAAGAUGACCAACGGCACGAAGGGGGAUUCGAUGAUGAUGGCGAUGGAGAACAACAAGCCGCAUGACGUCAACGGCAAGGAGGAAAUGAACAACAAGAGGAACAGCGAUAUGAGUGCUAAUAAAGCGACAAAUGGCGAUGCAUCGCCGAAGCAGCAGCAGAAACCCGCCGUCGUCACAGCAAGCGUUGAUCAUAUUAUCGAGGACACCAAGGCCUUGUCAGUGUCUCCAUCGAAGGUGGCGACGACGCCGAUGACGACGACGCCAACGGAAUCCAAGAAGGCGAUGAAUGGCAGCAGCAACGGCAGCAGCGCCGCGACGGCGACGAACGGAAGCGCAUCCAAGGAAGGUCCCAAGCUUAACCUCAACAUGACCGCCGCGGAGCUACGUGCCCAGCUGGCGGCCCGGAAGAAGUACGACCCAAAGAACGACGUGUGCGAUUUGCGCAAAAAGUACGAAAUCAUUCAGAAGAUGUGAUAUGUGACGGCGGAUGACCAGCACACGAACCCUAAUUUGGUAUGCAUGCAAGAAGAGUAAGAGCGUGACUCUUGAAGGUAGGAAGAACGUUGGAACAGCGCGCGGGUGGGACAAACCCAACAACACACACACACGGUUGAUCGAUCACCCUGGAUCGGCUAGUUACUUAUUAUCCUAGACGAGAAUAGUUUGUAGUCAAAUAUGUUUUUUGUUCGCAAUUACAAACAUCAUCAGUAUUGAA